CGCAGGAUGGCGGAGCCGCCGGCCGCCCCCGGGUCGGAGGGCGAGGAGGGCCCGGUCCGCUUCGCCCGAAAGGGGGCCCUGAGGCAGAAGAACGUGCACGAGGUGAAGAACCACAAGUUCACGGCCCGGUUCUUCAAGCAGCCCACCUUCUGCAGCCACUGCACCGACUUCAUCUGGGGGUUUGGGAAGCAAGGAUUCCAGUGUCAAGUUUGCUGCUUCGUUGUACACAAGCGGUGCCAUGAAUUUGUUACUUUCUCCUGCCCGGGUGCUGAUAAAGGUCCUGCUUCUGAUGAUCCAAGGAGCAAGCACAAAUUUAAAAUCCACACGUACUCCAGUCCCACCUUCUGUGACCACUGUGGCUCAUUACUCUAUGGACUCAUUCACCAAGGGAUGAAAUGCGACACCUGUAUGAUGAAUGUCCACAAACGCUGUGUGAUGAACGUCCCGAGCCUAUGUGGAACAGACCACACUGAGCGCAGGGGACGGAUAUACAUCAAGGCGGAUAUAGAAAAAGAAGUUCUCACCGUUGUAGUAAGAGACGCCAGAAACUUAGUUCCUAUGGACCCUAAUGGCUUGUCAGACCCUUAUGUGAAACUUAAACUAAUCCCUGACCCAAAAAGUGAAAGCAAACAGAAGACCAAAACUAUAAAGUGCUCUCUGAAUCCUGAGUGGAAUGAGACUUUUAAAUUUCAGCUGAAAGAGUCGGACAAAGACAGACGGUUGUCAGUGGAGAUUUGGGACUGGGAUCUGACCAGCAGAAAUGAUUUCAUGGGGUCUUUGUCGUUUGGAAUUUCUGAGCUGCAGAAAGCAGGCGUUGAUGGAUGGUUUAAACUGCUGAGCCAGGAGGAGGGGGAAUACUUCAACGUCCCGGUUCCCCCCGAGGGAGAAGAAGGAAACGAGGAACUCAGGCAGAAAUUUGAGAGAGCCAGGAUUGGUCCAGGCGCCAAGGCAGCCGAGGAGAGGAUGACACAUGCGAUUUCCAAAUUUGACAACAAUGGAAACAGAGAUCGGAUGAAACUGUCAGAUUUUAAUUUCCUCAUGGUGCUGGGGAAAGGAAGCUUUGGAAAGGUCAUGCUCUCGGAAAGAAAAGGCACUGAUGAGCUCUAUGCAGUUAAGAUCCUGAAGAAGGACGUCGUUAUUCAGGAUGACGACGUGGAGUGCACGAUGGUUGAGAAGCGAGUGCUGGCUCUGGCUGGGAAGCCUCCGUUUCUAACACAGCUUCAUUCCUGCUUUCAAACAAUGGAUCGCUUAUAUUUUGUGAUGGAAUACGUGAAUGGCGGGGACUUAAUGUAUCAGAUUCAACAGGUUGGCAGGUUUAAAGAGCCACAUGCUGUAUUCUAUGCAGCAGAAAUUGCUAUUGGCCUAUUCUUCCUACAAAGCAAAGGCAUCAUUUAUCGAGACCUAAAGCUAGACAACGUGAUGCUGGAUAACGAAGGACACAUAAAGAUCGCGGACUUUGGCAUGUGUAAGGAGAACAUCUGGGACGGAGCAACUACCAAGACCUUUUGUGGCACUCCUGACUACAUUGCGCCCGAGAUCAUUGCUUAUCAGCCCUAUGGGAAGUCGGUGGAUUGGUGGGCAUUUGGAGUUCUGCUCUAUGAAAUGUUAGCUGGCCAGGCGCCCUUUGAAGGGGAAGAUGAAGAUGAACUUUUCCAGUCCAUUAUGGAGCACAACGUAGCCUAUCCCAAAUCCAUGUCCAAGGAGGCUGUGGCAAUCUGCAAAGGGCUAAUGACCAAGCACCCUGGCAAACGCCUGGGAUGUGGCCCUGAAGGGGAGCGGGACAUCAAGGAACAUGCCUUCUUCCGAUAUAUCGACUGGGAGAAACUCGAGCGCAAAGAGGUUCAACCUCCGUUCAAGCCAAAGGCUAAAGACAAACGAGACGCUUCCAACUUCGACAAAGAGUUCACCAGGCAGCCUGUGGAACUCACACCUACUGACAAACUCUUCAUCAUGAACUUGGAUCAGACUGAGUUUGCUGGAUUCUCCUAUACUAAUCCAGAAUUUGUCAUUAAUGUUUAGACAAGAUGCAAAUGCCACCUCCUGUGCUUGCAAUCCAAACCUUCAGAUCGCCUUGUAAAUAUCAACACUAGUCUUCCGGGAUUAACGGUGCAUACGUGUAUACACACCCUCAUUCCAAAUGUGGAGAUAACUUUUAUUUUAGGAAGCCUUUAUAUAGAUGUGUCACUUGCUAGAGUGGUUCCUACAUCUGGAAAUAUUUAGUUUGUGAGGUAACAGCAAGAGGUAAUACUUCUAGACGCUACCAAUCAUGCUAACCAACAGAAUUUUUAAACAGGUCUGAAUAUUGUCUCUAAAUACCAAAUUGCUACAGUCUUUGUAAUUUUUAAAAUCAGAUGCUGAGAUUCUGGUGAACUUUUAAUUAUUCAAAAUUGUUUCCUUGGAAUGCUAAGCAUGGUUGUUGUUUUAAACUGUUGUGCUGCAGCUUGCAAUGACUGUGAAGUUGUCUUAGAAGCUCCUUUUGUUCAAGAAUUGAAAGUUAAAUCUCAUCAGUGUGAAGAAGUCUGCAUAUAGACACAUUUACAUUUUUAAUGCAUUGUAUACACAGUCAAACUGGCUCAGUGAAGCUAGCUUCCUCUUUAGCCUCCUGUAAACGUGUGCAUUUCAAUACAAUAAUCAUUUUGUUCCUAUUACUCAGGCCUCACAUUACCAAAUGAAUUUCCUUCCAGUUCUAGGAAAUCAGAACACGUGUUUUUCCUAAGUAAAAAGUGGGAUUUUUUUUAAACAUCUGGAACAGUUUGCAGUUUUGAUAUACUAUGACAACAUUCAUAAAUCUUUCUCUUGUUUUUUUCACAGACACUGUUGAAAGUUAACAGCUCUGUAAAGGAUAUUAAUAUUCUACCAAAACACAUGCAUUUGCAAGCUCAGUUUACAGUUUAGCAACUGAAAAUAUGCCCAUUAGGAGAGGGCACUAUUGAGGUCUAUUUCUAAAGGUAACUUUUUUAUAGUAUACACCCUUUGCUAUUAUCUAGAUGCACAAUGUAAUUAAUUUUCCACAUGCCUCAGUUUACAUAGUUUUACUCCAAAUUUCUGUUUUCAAGGUUUUAUUUAGUAACCCAGGACCAGAGCUAUCAUUUUAGAAAUUCUAAAUUUUACAAAAAUAUUCCAGCUGAUAUUUUUAAUAAAUAAUUUCAAGAUGCAUGUAGCAAUGUGCUAUAUGGAAGAGCAAAGUCAGACAAGGUCAACUGCUAGUCCUUCAGCUGGCUAGCUAUUCUUACUCUUUCUUUAGGCACAAAUACAAGAAUUAAGUGUGUACAUUUGGAAACAAUGAUUGUUAGUCUUGUCUCGCUGUAUGCAAGUUGGGUUGGUUUCCAAUAAUUUUUUUGUUUUUAAACAGUAGCAAUUUGAAUAAAUGUGUAUUUACAUUAAUGAAUAUAGUGAAAAAUAGAGGUGGGAAUCUUAUGAGUUAUAUGGAAUCCUAUAGAGAAAAUAGUGGUUUGUAGGUCUUUUAUAAACCUCAAACUUUGCCUUUUGAAUAUUUUUUUAAAAAGGAUUGAAGGGAAAAAAGCUGCUAAACACUAGAAACAAAUGUUUUUAGCUCAUCCAUGGGCCAUGAAAAGUGUCCAAACAACCCUAGAUUACUCUGUUCCAUUCCUGAAUUUAAUGGAGGCCAGACUUGCUGCUUCUUUGGAGCAUGGUGUAUUCUUGGUCUCCUUGAGCAUGCAAUGAUCUGUAUUUGAGGAGGCAAAAUUAAAAAAAAAAAAAUUAAAACUGCAAAUUGUGCCAGAUCAGUUAGGAGGUACAUGGGGAACUUUGCAUCAUGCCACGACCAGGGAAGAUUUUGGUUUGAAUUUAUUAUGAGAGUUCUCAUAACUCCAGUGUAUAUUGCAGAAGAUGCCUUAGUUUCUUCUGCAGAUCACAGCUGACUUGUGUUACUGUAACUGUCAAAUAUAUUGCUACAAAGUUAGUAUUACUUAAACGGUGAAUGUUUGUUUUUUUUUAAUUUGUCUCUCUUGUUUUUUAAAAUUUUAAUACCCUGCCGCAUCCUGUUUGAUCAUGGAAUAUCGUGAUUUACUUUAUGGCAAGGAAGGUACCAUGGUAACUUUACCGUAUGCAAUUUUUUUACAUGCAGUCUAGAGAAGGGGCUUUUGUUUUAGACAUUUCUGUAUGUUUGAGUGACAAUUCUGCAUGGAGUGAGAUUUGCUUAAAAGCUAAAGAACACGGUCACCUUCUACCACAAGAACUUCCUACAGCCCCCAUCCUACAAACAGUUACACAUGGGCUUAACUGUGCUCAUGGGAGUAGUCUGGGGUUGCGCACACGGGUAGAGCUAAGCACAUGUAUCAGUGACUGCAAGACCAGCACCUAAGCUCCCAGUCCUCGACCCCCUCUUUGGCAAGGCCUGAUCCAGAGUCCAGUGAAGUCCAUGCAUAAAGCUACUCAUCCGCUUCGCAGUCUGCAGGACCAGGCCUUUGAGUUUGUUCAUCCAGGCGCUGCCUGUCCUGCCAAUGCCCAAAGAUUUUUUUCAAGUUUUGUUUUAGACUGUUUUAUGGACACGUGUGAAAUGGAAAAAUCUGCCCAGCAGCUGACAUGCAGAUUUGUAAGGAUGCUGCCACGGAAGGACAAAGUGACAAGCCUUGACAUGGUUGACUCUGCUUGCUGCAGUUUGCUGACUGAAACUUUAUGGAAGAUGGAAAAAGAACUAGCACUUUGGGAGGAUCUUAACCACUGAGAGACUUCAGACAAGCCCUGCCAGCACUCGUGUGUGCUGCGGUCUGAAUAACAUUGUGUAAAAAUGACAGCAGGACAGAUCGCCCCCUUGGAAUGCACUUUGGCAUGGCUCCGUCAGAGACCAAGCGUGCAGGCUGGAGGGGGGCUUGGAAAGAGAAGAGUCUAGAAAUAUGAUGGCAAGGAUGCUCAAAGGGGAGUCCCACGAGCCUGAGACUAAAAGAGGAGGACUCCAUACUGGAGAGCAGGGAGCUCCUGACAGGUCACUCAACCAGAGGAAUAAUUCUCCAGGGGAAUUUACUAUGGUGAAGGAAGAUCCCCUUCCACCUCUGUAAGUGUCUACACGACUAACUGUGCUACAGCAGCACACCUGGGCCACUGCCACCUUUCUAGUGUAGACGUCAGAGGGUUAGAUUUCAUAUGUAGAACAGUCUAGCAGAGGCAGGGCUGAAUUAAGAGUCACGGUGAUGAUCACAGAGCCUGAUUCUGGUCCCUCACUGGAUUUACACUGAUGAUUUCAUUCAUGCCACCCCUGAUUUACCCCAGGGUAAUUUACCUCCUGUGGCUCUCCAAGAGGCAGCCUGGUGAUGUCAGGAUGGGGUGCACUGCCCUCUUUAGAGAGAGUGCUGUGUAAUCGUUUCUUCUGGACGGGGAGCAGGAAGUGCUCCGAGAGAGGUGUGUCUAAAGCUGGCAGCCAGGCUGAGCAGACUGUUGGGUGAGCUGCUCCUGUGUUCAAAGGCUGAUGUCUUUCUGAACCCCAAGAUUACUGUAAAGGAGGUGAGCCCUCACUCCUCUGCCUGUGCAUGGAAUCCGUACCUUUGAACAUCACAGGCACAGGGGUGUCCAGGGAACUCAGGUGGUUUCGCUAUUUUCUGUUUGCCCCUUAUGUUGGUCUAUGGCCCAUUGGUCAGCGUCUGUGUAAGUCAGGCCCCUAAGAGGCAUUACCCAGAACUGUCCCAAAAUGGAGCCUUGAGUAGGUCAUGCAUUCAGCAUUGUGUUUAGCUGGUGUCUCCCUGGGGUUGUUGGGUAGUUGUAUGCAAAGUAGAACAUAUGCAGUUUGAGCUCAGGUACAGCAGCUGUUGAGGC
Chelonoidis abingdonii (Abingdon island giant tortoise) is the source of this 5769-nucleotide messenger RNA. RefSeq names its product protein kinase C beta (gene PRKCB). Gene Ontology annotation, biological process: protein phosphorylation. NCBI's taxonomy places the organism in Eukaryota, Metazoa, Chordata, Testudines, Testudinidae. Gene Ontology annotation, molecular function: ATP binding; zinc ion binding; diacylglycerol-dependent serine/threonine kinase activity. The record is from RefSeq and is a predicted model, not a curated record.